Molecule: messenger RNA, 1222 nt
Organism: Papilio machaon (common yellow swallowtail)
Lineage: Eukaryota; Metazoa; Arthropoda; Insecta; Lepidoptera; Papilionidae
Gene: Rpn10
Product: 26S proteasome non-ATPase regulatory subunit 4
Exons: 1
Coding region: 97-1200 (367 amino acids)
Biological process (GO): proteasome-mediated ubiquitin-dependent protein catabolic process
Cellular component (GO): nucleus; cytosol; proteasome regulatory particle, base subcomplex
Molecular function (GO): polyubiquitin modification-dependent protein binding
Source: RefSeq, a predicted model, not a curated record
AUGUAACAAUCUGUGAAAGAGGAAUUAUACAGCACAAUUUGUUUCUCACAAGGAAUCUUGAACAAUAUUAAAAACAGUAUAUAAACUUUAAGCAAAAUGGUUUUGGAAAGUACUAUGAUAUGUGUGGACAACAGUGACUACAUGAGAAAUGGUGAUUUCCUUCCGACAAGAUUGCAAGCUCAGCAAGACGCUGUAAAUUUGGUAUGUCAUUCUAGGACUCGGUCGAAUCCUGAAAACAAUGUAGGUUUACUUACCCUUGCCAACGUUGAAGUACUCGCCACGCUUACUAGUGAUGUCGGUCGCAUUUUAUCUAAACUGCACCGUGUGCAACCUAAUGGUAACAUCAAUUUAUUGACUGGUAUCAGAAUUGCUCACUUAGCUCUGAAACAUCGCCAAGGCAAAAACCAUAAGAUGCGUAUUGUCGUCUUUGUUGGUUCUCCUAUCAAUACAGACGAAAAAGAACUAGUGAAACUCGCAAAAAGAUUAAAGAAAGAGAAAGUAAAUUGUGAUGUCAUUUCUUUUGGCGAAGACGCUGAAAAUAAUCCACUGUUGGUAUCUUUUAUUAACACUCUUAACGGAAAAGAUAAUGCAUCUGGAGGUAGUCACUUAGUAUCAGUUCCAGCCGGAGGGUGCGUGGUUUUGUCGGAGGCUUUGAUUUCGAGUCCUCUUAUUGGAGGAGAUGGUGCCGGACCUUCUGGUUCAGGCUUGUCGCCAUUUGAAUUCGGAGUUGAUCCUAACGAAGAUCCUGAGCUUGCUUUAGCAUUGCGCGUCUCCAUGGAAGAACAAAGACAACGUCAGGAAGAGGAGUCACGAAGGCAACAAGCAAACACUGAUACUGAGAUGACUGAGGGUACCACUGGAGAGGCGCAAAACACAGGAAUGGAGAGAGCUCUGGCCAUGUCUCUUGGAAGGGAAGCUAUGGAACUGUCUGAAGAGGAACAAAUUGCAUUGGCAAUGGAGAUGAGCAUGCAACAAGAGGCUCCUCAAGCUGAAGAGAGUAUGGAUGUGCCGGAAGAAUACGCUGAAGUAAUGAAUGAUCCUGCUUUUCUACAAAGUGUACUUGAAAACUUACCAGGUGUUGAUCCCCAGAGUGAGGCCAUACGUAAUGCUAUGUCCACAAUAAAGAAAGACAAAGAAGAAAAAGAUGAUAAGAAACAGAAGGAUAAAGAUGGAAAAGGAGGAUCAAGUUCAAAAGAGUAAAAGUGUUUUUCAAUUUUUUUUA